AGCCCUGUCGGCAAAGAUCGAUCAUCUCUACAAUGCACUUUCCAACUCCACCUCUCUCCUUCCUUUUCCCAUCUCUCCCUUCUCUCCUCCCCCCUCUCUUCCCUCCAGUCCAACUUUCACCCAAGCUUCAUGAUCCUGUCCACCUCAGGAGGAGACAGUGAGAGCUCCUCUUCGCUGUGCUCCUGCUACGCUCCCAUCACACUGCACAACAUUGGUCCUGUCGGCCAACAACUGCCCCCUCCUCCUCUUCCUUCUCCUUUGAAGAGCAACCUCAAGAAGCCAAUCAGAGUGGAAGAACAACAGCAGCAGGAGGAGGAGGAGGAGGAGGAUGUGAUGGUGAGGGAUGGGAGAAGGAAAGUCAGCUGGCCUGAUGCCCAUGGCAGAGACCUUGCUCAUGUCCAAGUGUUCCAUUCAAGUGUGUUGGAGGAAGGGGAAUUUGCAGUGGCAGGGAAAUCCUGCAUUUGCAGCAUUCAGUGAUGGGGGUUGUUGCUCUAGAGAUGGAAGCUGAGUUCUGCACAGGUCAUACACCUUGUCCAUCUCAGGAAGAAAGUGGAGAAGAACUCUCAGUGCUUCCUAGACACACUAAAGUCAUCAUUACUGGUAACAAUAGGACAAAGUCAGUUUUGGUUGGGCUGCAAGGAGUUGUCAAGAAGGCUGUUGGAUUUGGUGGUUGGCAUUGGCUGGUUCUGAAGAAUGGGGUGGAAGUAAAGCUUCAAAGAAACGCUUUGAGUGUUUUAGAAACACCAACCGGAGACGAGGAUGAAGCUGAAAUAGUCUACACAAGUUUCUACAGCACCUCCGAUGAGGGGGCUAAAGAGAUUGAUUGCACUAGCUCAAGAAAGCUAGGGGUUCAACAUACCAGGCCAUCAAUAUCUUGUGGCGAAUUUAAUGAUCGGAGUUGCUACGAUGACACUCAAUCCCAUGGAUAUAAGACUCAAACGAGAGUAAAUUUGUCAAGACUCGGGACAACUACCCUGUGGAGAUACUGGAGGCACUUCGAUCUGUUCAAAAUGGUGCAGGUGAGUGUCAACCCAAACCCAACGAAGGAACAAAUGGUUCAUGGAGUGCAGUGUCAUUUCCUAUCUCAGAAGCAACUGGAUGAGAUGCAGGUGAUCGAGAGCUUCAUUCAUGCAGCAAAGAGAUUGAAGUUUGAAGACUCUCCACUCCUAAAAAUAGAGUGAUUGCAAAUCAAUGUGGUCCUCAGUCAAUGCAAGAAAGAUCGUGAGGACUCACCUCUCGGCCGAUGCGCUCAAUAGAUGCUGGUUGAGCGGAAGGUUUCGGAGUCGAAGAUAUAUUUAUGCUAAAUAUAGCAAAGAAGAUUGUUAGUAUUUUUGAUGCAAAGUGUUCCCCAAUGGGGUUGAAAGUUUUAAAUGAAAUGACACUGAAAGUAUGUAUUGCGCACUGUGCCAAAGUUGAACCUAACGUUUGUGAGUAAGGUUGAUGUUCAAUUUGAUUUAAAUUUAUUUA
This is a messenger RNA of Zingiber officinale, 1467 nucleotides long. RefSeq lists its product as uncharacterized. Gene Ontology annotation, biological process: regulation of DNA-templated transcription. The record is from RefSeq and is a predicted model, not a curated record. The transcript has 8 exons. NCBI's taxonomy places the organism in Eukaryota, Viridiplantae, Streptophyta, Magnoliopsida, Zingiberales, Zingiberaceae. The coding region runs from base 477 to 1181 and encodes 234 amino acids. Gene Ontology annotation, molecular function: transcription coregulator activity; protein binding. Gene Ontology annotation, cellular component: histone deacetylase complex.